Molecule: messenger RNA, 1373 nt
Organism: Capsicum annuum
Lineage: Eukaryota; Viridiplantae; Streptophyta; Magnoliopsida; Solanales; Solanaceae
Product: heat stress transcription factor C-1
Exons: 2
Coding region: 127-1104 (325 amino acids)
Biological process (GO): regulation of transcription by RNA polymerase II
Cellular component (GO): nucleus
Molecular function (GO): RNA polymerase II cis-regulatory region sequence-specific DNA binding; DNA-binding transcription factor activity
Source: RefSeq, a predicted model, not a curated record
AAAAAUCCUCUAUAUAUAAAACCAUAUCCUUUACAUUUACAUAUUCCUCUACAACCACCACUACUACCAUUGCCACCUCCGGCAACUCUGUAAACAUCGAGAGAAGCUCAUUCAUAUCUAUAUGGGAUGGAGGCUAACAAUAUAAUCGCGCCAUUCAUCAUGAAAACUUAUCAAAUGGUAAAUGAUCCAAAAAUUGAUGGACUUAUAACUUGGGGAGCAGCAAAUAAUAGCUUCAUAGUUGUUCAACCUUUGGAGUUCUCACAAAAUAUAUUGCCUGUUUACUUCAAGCAUAAUAAUUUCUCCAGUUUCGUUCGCCAGCUUAAUACUUAUGGAUUCAGGAAGGUGGAUCCAGAUAAAUGGGAAUUCGCGAACGAAUGGUUUUUAAGAGGGCAAAUACAUUUGUUGAAGAAUAUCGUGAGGAAAAAACACAGUCGAAAUUCGUACUCAGUUUGUCAGAAGCACGAUAACGAUAGCGAAGACGAAGAGAUUUUGAAUGAAAUUUCCAGAUUGAAGCAAGAACAAAAGGUAUUAGAUGAUGAAAUUGGUAAUAUGACUAGAAGAUUAGAAGCUACAGAAAAAAGGCCACAACAAAUGAUGGCUUUUUUGUGUAAAGUUGUUGAUGACCCUGAGAUAUUGCCUAAAAUAUUGAUGGAAAAAGAUAAAUCGAAAAGAUUGAUGAUUUCAAAUCGCGACAAGAAAAGAAGACUUAUGUUAUCGAAUUCCGCGAGUUCUCAGUCACUAAAAAGUGAAGAGGAAAAAGUAGGGGUAAAAUCGUCAUUUUACUCGCCCGGAUCGAAUUUCGAGAAGGAUGCAUUUUGUCAGUCUUCGCCGUCGUCGGAAUCUACGCCGCCAGUCACCGGAGCUGCCGUGCACGGUGGCCGGCCGGUGAUGAUGGUGGCCAAUGAGGGUUAUGGAAAUUGUCCUACUAUGUCUAGCUCAUUGUCGUCGGGGUCGUCGGAGAGCGGAGGAUUUACCGCCACAGCGAUGGAUAAUUUUUACGGCUACGACUACGGUGGUGGCGGCGGAAGCGGCAGCGGCGGACCUGUGGCGGAGGAGGCAAGUCCACCACCUUAUCCAUUUUCUUUAUUAGGUGGUGGAUUUUAGUUUGAGUCACAAAAUUUAUUUACUACUAUUAUUUUGUGACUUAGAAUAUAGUUUUUGUAAUUAUUUUUUUUUUAAUUUUAGUACUUUUUUUUUUUUUAAUUUAUGAAAAUAUUCUACUACAAAAUAUGUAAUCCGAAAAGUGAGACCUCCCAAGUUAACUUUAACUAUAGGACUAAUUAAAAUUAGCUAGGGGAUACCGGUUCAUUUUUUUGUAGCUAUGGUUGAUAAUUUUGCUAAUUUUAGCAUAAUUAUGUGUGAAGUUUAUUCAA